AUGCUGUCAAGUCGCCUCUGUAAAGCUGUUGCCAAUAUUUUUGAACUGCUGGACAAUGAGGAGGACAUCUCCCUCAGUCUUCUUCCUCAAAAGAUCUCUUGUCAAGGUUGUGCCUACCUCUUUUCAAAUGUGAAAAAGCUUCAAACCUUGAGAAUAAAUGAAAUGGCAAUGGCAAAGCUGUCAAGACUGGUUAUAUCAGAUAAAGAAAUAAAUGCUGUAACUGUGGAAGAGUUGUCUUUGGUUUUGUCUAACCCUCAUCUACCAGAGAGAGCACUUUGCCAGCUAUUAAGUAACCUAACUUCUCUUCUUAGAGUCUGGACAGUCCACAACUUGAACCUUUCUGAAUUUAAAAUUGAGCCUCACUGGUUUAUUUGUCUGCUGUGUCAUCAGGGUCCCUUGUCCAUUAAAUUUCAUGAAGGCACUCUGCAACGACUGGCAGAAAUUGUGUAUGAUGCUCAAGAUGACAAUUUGACCCAAAUGUUCCUGGAGAAAAUUGAUGGUGAUCUGUCACCUUGUAAUUUGUCCUGGGAAGUUUUAUCUUACCUAAUUCAGGGCACCAAAAAGCAAGUGACACUAGACCUUGCAGAGGGUAGAUUUAAUGUUCUGAAAGUUCCGAGCCUUCUGGCUGUACUGGACAAAGUUUGCUUUAAAAGGAUAAGCCCACGGUUUGUCAGGGCUGCACUGAAAGAGAUAUACCAAAAACGUGCAGGUCAUCUGAUUGUGAAAUUAAUCAAAUCUUCAGCUAACCUGAUUAACCUUUGCAUGAGAGAGCUGGAUUCAACUGACUGCAAAGCCCUCUGUUUUGCCCUGCACUAUAGUGAUGGUGUUAAGCUCAACCUAUUGAACGCUGUCAUACCAAAUAAUGAGACUGGCAGCAUUGUCAAACUUCUGCACAGAGUUUCUGAUCUGAGAGUUGAUAGAAAGCUGUUAUUGAGCUUUCUUCAUGCCUCUAAGGACUUGGAAAAACAAGGAUAUACAGUGUCUUCCCUCUUGACUGCACUGAACCAAAAACUGGACUUCUCCUGCAAUUCUUCCCUCGGCAGUGGCCGUUUUGGUCAAGAGAAUGGGGAUCUUCUAACUAUGAGUCGUAUGGAUUUUACAGCCAUUUCUUCUGCCAUUAAAACAUCAACAUGUGACACAGAAUUAAUUUUAUACGACUGCCAAGCAGAUGAUUCUGCACUUGAGAUUCUGUUUCCUAUACUGCACAAAGUGCAUCUUUGCUUGGGCAAAAGCCUUCUUUGUCAGGUUUUAACCUUGAUUUUUAAUGCACCCAUGGCUAUGUCUUUGCAAUGGGCAUCAACACUUUCCAAAGCUCUUGGAAAAGAGCUGGACCUCAGUGACACUCCUCUUGACUACCGUACAUGUGAGUCUCUGCAGUUGGUCUUGGAUUACAAAGAGGAGCUUACACAUCUUAAUCUCAGCUAUUGUCAGAUCACAGAUGCGUGCUUGGAUCUUUUACUCCCUCACCUUCACAAAAUGAUGAUUUUAGAUCUAACUGGAAAUGACAUAACUGACAAAGGUGUGCUGAGACUGCACCAAGCCUUAGAAGAAAACAGUUUCACAAAGACCAUAUGCCUUUGUGACAAUCAAAUAACAGAGAUGGGCCUCCUGGUGGAAGAAGCACGCUUUGAAACCCAACAGACUGAUACAAGAAGAUGCGUCCAACCACAGAAAUACAUUGCAAAAGAUUUGAGAUCAAAAAGCGAGAUGGAAAAAUCAAUCAAUACUUUUGUUAAGACAGAAGAUCCCAUCAAGAAGUUUGAGCCUGAACUAGCAGUAAAUAAUGGCAGGAUUUCCUAUAGGUUUCAGUGGAAAACAGAAGGCCUUUUCAUGUGCAGCGCAACUGGGCUAGUGUUUGGAUUGAAAGGAAGUGGAUGUUUAGAGUACAGUGUGGCUCACUGGGAGAUGCGUCACCUCAUCAACACUCACUAUGAGCCUGCUGGACCUCUGUUUGAUAUCAAAACCCCUACAGGAGAAAUCUAUGAGCUUCACCUUCCACACUGUGAGACAAACGUUGAUGCAAUUGGAAAUCUUUCUGUUGUCCAUAUACACGAGGACACUCGGGAAUUCCUCUCUCCAAAUAAAAUUUCAAGAACGCAUAUAGCUGUAAAUAUCUGUAGGUUAUCUGAGCUUGGCAUUGCGCAAGAGAAUAAUAAAAAUAACAAAAUCAUCAAUGGCCAGGUGCUGCUGUUCCAGGAACCUUAUAUAUCACAGACACAGCAAAGGCUAUGGGUUUUUCUAUUGCCAAGUAAUGUUCCACUCUCCGAGAUUAAAGAACAGCAACAAGAGUAUGUGUUCAUCCAAACCAGCUCUGACUGCAAACUACAGAUAAAUGCAAAGUAUGCUCUGAUCUCAAAAAAAGCCAAAAGAGUCCAACCAAAGGAAAAAUUAUUUGAACCCUUGCACGCUGGUAAUCACCAUCCUACAUUUGAGGUCUUCUUAGAUAAAGAUGUGACUGAACUGCGAAUUAAAAUUCAGCGUAAAAUAAAGGAAAGUGAUAUGAUUAAUUUCAAAAAUGCAUGGAAGCGUUGGAUAAUUCUCAAGAAAAACACAGAUAAUCACGCACAAAUGAGAUCUGAAGAACAUUCUAACAUUCAAGUGAGCUGUAAUACCUGGAUAUCUGCUCUUGGUGAAAUCAUGGAGGAUCUUACAAGUGGGGAGUUCAAGAAUCUGAAGCAUCUAAUGAAGCACACUGGGAAAAGAGAUCCCAUUCGUUCAGUGAAACUCGAAGAAGCAAAAGACAGGUGUGAGUUGGUGACUUUGGUUGUUGAGACAUGGGGAUUCGAAGAAUCAGUGAAAGCCAUACAUGAGUUCAUGAAGAAGCUGCCUCGCAAUGAUGAAUUUGUGACAGACCGACUAAAGCCAUAUGCGACACGGUUUGGCCUUGAGGGUUAGAGCAUAUCGCAGACUUUUCAAUCAUUUUGUAGACAGA
Molecule: messenger RNA, 2932 nt
Organism: Sinocyclocheilus grahami
Lineage: Eukaryota; Metazoa; Chordata; Actinopteri; Cypriniformes; Cyprinidae
Exons: 15
Coding region: 1-2895 (964 amino acids)
Molecular function (GO): protein binding
Source: RefSeq, a predicted model, not a curated record